Molecule: messenger RNA, 570 nt
Organism: Nezara viridula (southern green stink bug)
Lineage: Eukaryota; Metazoa; Arthropoda; Insecta; Hemiptera; Pentatomidae
Source: the annotation of a GenBank genome assembly
AUGUUCUGGAACGUUGGUGGCCUAACUGCUGACAAAUUCACAGAAUGGAAGACGAUUAUUACAAAGGAGGAUGCUGAUUUAUAUGGGAUCGUAGAAACCGGCUCAUCCACUGAAAAUAUCCAGUUCUACCAAUUACCGGGAUAUCAAACUUAUAAACUGCAGAGAUCCAGGCAGGUUGCAUCAGGAAUAAUUGUCGCUGCUAAAUCAUCCCUCAAGGACCUCGCUGUGUCGCUGUUAAGGAUUAUCCCCACCCGGUGCAGCCCUACUUCAUUGUCAUUGCCGUGCCAGCUGUCUAUGAGCAAAAUGUUAAACACUUUGAUGGGGGAAGGAGAAGGUGCUCCUCCGCCAAGACCACCAGCACAAAUCCGGCCCACAUAUCAGCAGCAAGGUCCAAGGCUACAACAGAUGACUUAUCCUCGUCCCACAACUACCCACCUGCCCCCUCAAAAUGUUAUGAGAGGACCAGAAGAACCCAAUUUAGAUUUAAGUCAUCUGAGUGCUGAAGAAAGAGCACUUAUUCAGAAUGUCAUGGCCAAAGCUAAAGAUUUAGAUAAAACUCAGAAACCGUGA